This is a messenger RNA of Arvicanthis niloticus (Nile rat), 3374 nucleotides long. It is a transcript of the gene Cnot11, whose product is annotated as CCR4-NOT transcription complex subunit 11. Lineage: Eukaryota; Metazoa; Chordata; Mammalia; Rodentia; Muridae. The record is from RefSeq and is a predicted model, not a curated record. Gene Ontology annotation, cellular component: CCR4-NOT complex.
UAGACCGACAGCUCUGGGCUCACGGGGCCCCGCCCUCCUCGGCGCCCCGCCCACUUCCGGACACAGCGCCCGGCCCACCCGUGUCUCCGGAACCUCGGCUUGGCGGGGCUCGGUUGAUCUGCUCUGGUUCUCUGUUCCGCGUCUGACUUACGCGCUGUUUUGUUUGCGACGGUGUCGCAGAAGGGUGCGCUUUACGGCCGCGGGGGGACGCAGCGAGCCGGCGCCAGGGCCUCUCGGCCGGGAAGCAGGGUAGGCGGCGGAGGUUGAUGCCCGGCGGCGGGACGAGCACGGCGUCUGGCCGGCUUCUCUCCUCAGCGGAUCCCAGAGGGGCGCGGGAGGCUGCGGCGUUCCGGAGCAGCCCGGCGGGCUCGAGCGGAGGCCGAGGCGGAGCAGGAGGCCCCGGGCCAGGGAUUGGAGGCCCCGCGGGCAAGAUGAGCCUGACCCCGAAGGAGCUCUCGAGCCUGCUGAGCAUCAUCUCCGAGGAGGCGGGCGGCGGCAGCACCUUCGAGGGCCUGUCCACCGCCUUCCACCACUACUUCAGCAAGGCCGACCACUUCCGCCUGGGCUCGGUGCUGGUGAUGCUGCUGCAGCAGCCGGACCUGCUGCCCAGCGCGGCGCAGCGCCUCACGGCGCUCUACCUGCUCUGGGAGAUGUACCGCACCGAGCCGCUCGCCGCCAACCCGUUCGCGGCCAGCUUCGCGCACCUGCUCAACCCGGCGCCGCCCGCCCGUGGCGGACAAGAGCCCGAUCGGCCCCCGCUCUCAGGGUUUUUGCCUCCUAUAACUCCACCAGAAAAGUUUUUUCUUUCCCAGCUCAUGCUGGCACCCCCAAGGGAACUGUUCAAAAAGACACCUCGCCAGAUUGCGUUGAUGGACGUUGGAAACAUGGGACAGUCUGUGGACAUUAGCGGCCUUCAGUUAGCCCUGGCAGAACGUCAGUCUGAACUGCCAACCCAGAGCAAAGCCAGCUUCCCAAGCAUCCUCAGUGACCCAGACCCGGACUCCUCUAACUCUGGAUUUGACAGCUCAGUUGCUUCUCGGAUCACAGAGUCUUUAGUCAGUGGACCAAAACCGCCUAUUGAAAGCCAUUUUCGGCCAGAGUUUAUCCGCCCACCACCACCCCUCCACAUCUGUGAGGAUGAACUGGCCUGGCUAAAUCCUACAGAACCCGAACAUGCCAUUCAGUGGGACAGAUCAAUGUGUGUGAAGAACAGCACUGGGGUGGAGAUCAAGCGGAUCAUGGCGAAAGCCUUCAAAAGCCCUCUAUCUUCUCCCCAACAGACGCAACUCCUCGGUGAGUUGGAAAAAGAUCCCAAGCUUGUUUAUCACAUUGGCCUUACUCCAGCGAAACUUCCAGACCUAGUGGAAAACAACCCGUUAGUCGCUAUAGAAAUGCUGCUGAAACUAAUGCAGUCCAGCCAGAUCACGGAGUAUUUCUCUGUCCUGGUCAAUAUGGACAUGUCCUUACAUUCAAUGGAAGUUGUGAACCGACUAACUACAGCUGUUGACCUACCUCCUGAGUUUAUUCACCUAUACAUAUCCAAUUGCAUUUCUACUUGUGAACAAAUCAAGGAUAAAUAUAUGCAGAAUCGUUUGGUGCGACUUGUGUGUGUGUUUCUACAGUCUUUGAUCCGUAACAAAAUUAUUAAUGUGCAGGACUUAUUUAUAGAAGUGCAGGCCUUCUGCAUUGAAUUCAGUAGGAUACGGGAAGCUGCAGGCCUAUUCCGGUUGCUGAAGACACUGGAUACUGGGGAAACCCCUUCAGAGACCAAAAUAACAAAAUAAUACCUCACCAGAACUGCCCCUUCUAUUGUUCAGCUGUAUUUGGAUUGGUUUUUAAACUGUUGUAACUCUUGAGUGGAUUGCUUGCUUCAUCUAAGAAAUAUAAAUGACACUUUAUUUACUUAAAGUAAAAUUUCCUUUUUCCUAUGUUUCCCAUGGGUGAAUUUUGGUAAGAACUUGGAAAAAUGUAUCUUUUAGUUCUCUUGCUGAUGACAAUCCAUAUGAAGAAUAGUUAUUCUAAAAAUAGUUACUGCAAGAAAGGAGGUAUAGACGUUUCUCUCUUGAAUUUAAAACACAGUACCUGUUUCUUUUAGAAAACAAACUGUAGGUUUCUGAAAAACCAGGAAUUUGCUUUUGUAGCUUCUAGUGUGAAGCACGCUCAGUAAGAGUGAGCGCAGACACUGAGAAUUUAUGGUGAGUGUGGCUCUUACCAAGCAGAGUGUGAAAUGAGGGUGCACACUUGACAACGUUCUUGGCCCACUGACAAGCAUGGGCACUCUUAGGCAGGAACAUUCUGCCCGGCUGCGAUACUGUGACACUAUAAGAUGGGCAUGGCUUUUGUGGUCUUAAGGACAAAUAUGAGCUGGCACACUAGAAAUGUAUACCCUAGAUGCCUGUUUGGUGAGGAGGCAGAACACAAUCAGUACAGUGUGCCUUAAUAUUUUUUAAGACAGGGUCCAUCUAUGUAAUCCUGGAGCUCACUGUGCAGAGCAGGCUGGCCUUGAAAUCAGAGAUCCUUCUGCCUCAGUAUGCUGUGAUUAAAGGUGUAUACCACCAAAUCCAGCCUUUUUUUUUUUUUUUUUUUUUUUAAAUUUUGCCUGACAUAUCAUUUUAUUUGAAGAAAUUAUGAAGAAUUCCUUUUAUGGUGGUAUCUCUAGAACUGAUUUAUGGGGACAGAAUCUGUUCUCCCACAACUGGCAAGAGUUUUUAAAGGAAGCCAAGCUUGAUGAUUUUGUUUUAUUGUACAAUUACAGUCUUCUAACAGUGGAGAAGGAAUAAGAAAUGAGCCUUGAGCCCUGUAGGAGUGACCCCCUCUGAACUAAACAGGUGACUUUUUUCAGUGUCCCAAAGUGGCCACCAUUAUUUUGCAGAUGGCACUGGGUGAAGGACAGCCCAUGACCAAACCACUGUUUUAGAAUGACAGGUUCUCUACAGCUGAUAGGCAUGUCUGCCGUGUAGCCCAGAUUAGCUAUGGCCACAGUCCAACACACAAUCGAAAACGUAAAAAAUGUCAGACAGAUGUAGAUACUCCCAACCACUGGACUGAAGUUGGGGACCCCUAUGGUUGAAUUAAAGGAAGGAGCUGAAGGGGAGGACAAACCCAUAGGAAGACCAGUGGUCUCAACUAACCCGGGCCACUGGGAGCUCCCAUAGACUGAGCCACCAAUUAGGCAGCAUAUAUGGCCAGUCUGAGGCCCCCAGCACAUAUAUGGUAGAGGGCUGCCUGGUCUGGCCUCUGGAAGAAGAUGCACCCAAUCCUCGAGGGACUUGAGGCCUCAGGGAAGGAGGGGUGGUGGCAAGACUCUGUCUUGGAGACAGAGUGUGUGUGGGGAGGGAUGUCUGGAGGAACAAUGGCUGGAAUGUAAAUAAAAU